AUGCGACAACUUGGAAUAAUCAAUGGGUCAUUGUCAUCAUCUUCGAUCGCAGCUCCUUUCGAAUGGGCAGAUCCUACCCAGUUGGUGAAAGAAGGAGUAUCCGAGAUCAGCACUAGGGAGAUUGGUGACGAAGGAGAGCAAAUAAGAAUCAGUCAUGGAAAUAGCGACACUAUAUUGCCGACAGACAAUAAGUCUUCCAACAACAACAAGUCUUCCAACAACAAGCCUCGGGUUGUGGUGGGAAUUUUCUCUCGACUGAACGAUGUAGAAGAACGACAGCGAAGACACUUGGUUCGCCACACAUAUCUCCGCUUUGACUUGAAUCAUCCUCCUACUUUCCAACAAGAAAAUAUGAAUUUGACCAAGAGCAACGACAAUGCCACGAAGGCACCCAAUCGCAUAUGCUCCCUUGCAGAGUUUCAGCAACGCCAUCGAAAUUCAUCGCAGAAUAGCUACGACGGCGCUUGCCAGCUAAUUUAUGCCUUUGUAAUUCCUCUUGAGGAACAUGUUGAUGCAACGGACUCUGCACCCACCGAUGAUUCCUACAAGGAAAAGACUAGCUCUCUUCCUUCCAUCGCAUCCGACUGGUACUCAUCAUCUUCGUCGUUGCCGACUGAGUAUCCCAACGAUGACUGUCUAGAUGAAGAUAUGAUCUACUUUCGGUUUCUCGCAACAAAGCAACAACAAGGCUUACCAUCUCCGCUUCGACCAAAAGUCAUUGCAAGCUGGUACGCGCAUUUACUAAGUGAGGUGCAAUAUUCCAUACCGAUAGACAGCAUUGCCUAUACAGAUACAAAGGUUGCCAUUCUGCCGACCAAGUUUUGGAAGAAUGCUAUUUUUCAUCAUCGCCACCAAGACCGGCAUACGGAAUCAUCGCCGUAUUCCACAUUUCCUCGCUCGCUUACAUAUGCAGGCAUUCAAGUCCAAAAAUCAAAGUGUCAGUCGACCAGUUGUCCCUCAUUACAAGGUGAAUACGUGAUGCGGCGAUGGGUCUGCCUCUCGAGAGGUGUUAUUAUUGCAACUGCUUUCCACAAGGGAGUCCACGAACGCAGCCACUAG
This is a messenger RNA of Cylindrotheca closterium, 1059 nucleotides long. Lineage: Eukaryota; Bacillariophyta; Bacillariophyceae; Bacillariales; Bacillariaceae. The record is from the annotation of a GenBank genome assembly.